UUCGAUUUCCAUCCCCACUUCCCUUAUCUCCCGCGCUCUUCCCCCGCCACUCCCCAUGGCUGCCGUUGGCGUCACCUCCCCGGCGGCGCCAGCCACCGUGUUCUCCUUGUCCACCCGCCGCCGCAUCCACCUCCAGCCCGCCCGAUUUUCCGCUGCAGCAUCGUUCCGCGCGCGAUGCGCCGCCGCGGCGGCCGAUGGCGGGGCUGCGGCCUCGGAGGGCGGGGCUGCGGCAGCCGAGGGGGAUCCCGACGCGGGAACAGACGUCGCCGGCGGAGCGGCCACCUCCACGCGGCCUCCAUACUCGAUCAUCUCCGCAGCCAACGUGCAGAAGGCGAUGCGGGGCCUUGCAAUUACAGAUUCUGAUCACUAUGGGAGGCUUGGAAUCACCAGAUUAGCGUCAACCGAUGAGGUUAAAACUGCAUAUGAGAAAAGGUGUGAACAACUAAACAGCCAAGGACUGGAAGAAGAGGAAAUCAGCAAGGAACAUGAUCUAUUAAAGGAAUCUUUUACCAUACUAUCAACCGAGGAAGAGAGAAGAUUAUAUGAUUGGAGCUUGGCAAGAAAUGGGCAGCCCGAGCGAUAUGUCUGGCCUUUCGAAGUUGACCCCUUGGAGUUGGCACCAGAUCCUCCAGAGGACCCAGAGGAUGAGUUUCCAACGAUUCUUGUCGGAUACUUCUUGCUGGCAUGGUUCAUAAUUUCUGUUGCCUGCUCGGUGAUUCUCAACAGAUCAUGAUAUUCUUUCUAAACGAAGAUGAAUCGUAACUCGGUACUAUCCUGGUUUAGCACGGACACAAUCUUGCUGGCAGUUAUACUGUUUUAAUUAACUAGUUAUGUACAUAACAUCACAAUUUGUACAGAUCAAAUAUAUGAAUCAAUCUUUAAUUUUUCACAGAAGUUGUCCUGAGUUGCUCACCAUGUACUGCCCACAGGAUUACACCAUUACGGUCUCUAUGUGCCUCCGAUGUUCUAGCAUUUUCUUUUACUGAGCGGACACAGAUGUAGGAGCAAUAGUUCCAAAUGUCUAAUGUGAAUCAGUGUGAAAAUGAGUUCCAGAAUUCCUUGGAUUAA
Molecule: messenger RNA, 1068 nt
Organism: Lolium perenne
Lineage: Eukaryota; Viridiplantae; Streptophyta; Magnoliopsida; Poales; Poaceae
Product: NAD(P)H-quinone oxidoreductase subunit U, chloroplastic
Cellular component (GO): NAD(P)H dehydrogenase complex (plastoquinone); chloroplast; chloroplast thylakoid membrane
Source: RefSeq, a predicted model, not a curated record